Messenger RNA from Penicillium verrucosum, 1167 nucleotides. RefSeq lists its product as uncharacterized. Gene Ontology annotation, biological process: transmembrane transport. The coding region runs from base 1 to 1167 and encodes 388 amino acids. Lineage: Eukaryota; Fungi; Ascomycota; Eurotiomycetes; Eurotiales; Aspergillaceae. The record is from RefSeq and is a predicted model, not a curated record. The transcript has a single exon. Gene Ontology annotation, molecular function: transmembrane transporter activity.
AUGGUCGCCUUCCUGGGAGGAUCCGCAGGCAGCCAAAAUGUGGCUACCCUCCUUAUCCUGAGAUUUUUUGCCGGCACAUUCGGCGGUUCGCCACUAGUCAACUCCGGCGGAACAAUUGCCGAUAUAUUCCUCCCUGCUCAGCGUGGCCUAGCAUUGACUAUCUACUGCGUUGCGCCCUUCCUUGGCCCCAUUCUGGGUCCAAUCGUGGGCGGGUUCGUGUCUGAGAACAUCGGAUGGAGAUGGGUCCAGGGUAUCUGUGUGAUCUUCAUUGGCGUAAUCGGCAUUCUGGGAAUCGCCUUUAUUCCCGAGACAUACGGCCCGGUUCUGCUUCAACGACGGGCACGUCAGCUUGCCAAGGCCAAUGGCAAGGUCUAUGUGAGCGUUUUGGAAAAGAACCAGGGGAAGAAGAAGCCAUCGGAAGUCUUCAAGCGUGCUUUAUUUCGCCCCUGGAUCUUCCUCUUCCUUGAGCCCAUCGUCUUGGUAGCAUCACUCUACAUGGCGAUUAUCUACGGCACUGUCUACAUGUUCAUGGGCGCCAUGCCAAUCGUGUACAAUGAAGACCGAGGUUGGAGCGAGGGCAUUGGCGGACUGUCCUUCUUGGGGAUUGCUGUCGGUAUCAUCUUUGGACUGAUCUAUGCUAUAUGGGACAAUAACAGCCGCUACAUGAAGCUAUUUGCGGCAAAAUCUGCAACAGCUGAGUCCCGUCUGCCACCUGCGAUUGUUGGAGGUAUCGCCCUCCCCAUCGGCAUGUUCGCCUUUGCCUGGACCAACUACCCCAGUAUCCACUGGUCUGUCAGUAUCAUCCUGUCUGCACCAUUUGGAUUCGGCUGUGUACUCGUCAUCCUGCCCAUAAUGAACUACUUGAUCGAUACUUACACCAUCUAUGCGGCCUCUGUCCUGGCUGCAGCUGCCAUCUUCCGCUCGGUCGUUGGCGCUGUCUUUCCCCUAUUUACGACACAGAUGUAUCACAAUCUGGGAAUUCACUGGGCGUCCUCCAUUCCAGCAUUUAUGACUCUCGUGUGCAUGCCAUUCCCGUUGAUCAUGUAUCGUUACGGUGCAGUGGUCCGAAUGAAGUGCAAGUAUUCAUUCGAAGCGUCAGAGAUGAUGAAGAAUAUGCAAAUGCAGCAAACAGCUGCUAAUGCAGAGAAUGACAAGGAUGGAGCUUAA